Daphnia magna is the source of this 935-nucleotide messenger RNA. It is a transcript of the gene SrpRbeta, whose product is annotated as signal recognition particle receptor subunit beta. The coding region runs from base 124 to 873 and encodes 249 amino acids. The transcript has 5 exons. The record is from RefSeq and is a predicted model, not a curated record. NCBI's taxonomy places the organism in Eukaryota, Metazoa, Arthropoda, Branchiopoda, Diplostraca, Daphniidae.
AGGGACGAUAGGUGGUGUUCUGGACUUGUAGACGACGGGACACGUCUCGAAAAUAAUAAGUUAAAUUUUUUCGAAACAACGGCUAACUAUUGAGAUUGUUAAGGAUUGCUACGUUUGUUGAAAAUGUCAAAAAAAGAUGAGACGUUUCGUGGUGUCUUAGACGCGGAAGAAAAACAUGCACAUUGGGGAACCAUUGGAGUCGCUUUGAUUGUUGGUCUCAUCACGCUGUUUAUUUUCCUUUUUGUAUGGAGAAAAGGACGUGUAUCACGUCGUGGAAUCUGCUUGGUAGGGUUGUGUGAAUCUGGCAAGACACUAAUCUUCUCUCAAUUGAUCUAUAAAAAAGCUGUUGAAAGCUUUACCUCAAUGAAAGAAAAUGUAGGAGUAUUAGACAUUGCUAAUAAGGGGGCCUUAAAAUUAAUUGAUAUCCCUGGCCAUGAACGUGUUCGCCAACGCUUCUUUGACAGUUACAAAAACACAGCAAGAGGGAUAGUCUUUGUCCUUGAUUCUUUUAGUCUUAACAAAGAUAUUCGUGAUGUUGCUGAAUACCUUUACACUAUCCUGAGUGAUCCUGUAGUGUCAUCGAACCGACCCCAGGUGCUUAUCCUAUGCAACAAACAAGAUCAUCCUUUAGCUAAAGGACCCCAAGUUAUUCAAUCUGUUCUUGAAAAAGAAAUGAAUGUGCUGAGAAACACUCAAACCAACCAGCUAGAAGCUGUAGCUGAAGGCGGAAACAGAAAAUCAUUCUACCUUGGACAAGGAGGCAAGAAUUUUGAGUUUGCCGAUAUUCGUUCUUUGCGCGUGGAAUUUGCCGCAUCAAGUGCCCAAACAGAAGAUUUGGAAAAUUUGAAAAAGUGGCUGCAAUCAGUUGCUUAACCCUCAUUAAUUAAUUGUGUUUCUCUUGUCUAUAAAUGACCUAAAUACAUGACAUCCAUCUA